Molecule: messenger RNA, 605 nt
Organism: Triticum aestivum (bread wheat)
Lineage: Eukaryota; Viridiplantae; Streptophyta; Magnoliopsida; Poales; Poaceae
Exons: 2
Coding region: 44-367 (107 amino acids)
Biological process (GO): translation
Cellular component (GO): ribosome
Molecular function (GO): structural constituent of ribosome
Source: RefSeq, a predicted model, not a curated record
GGAGGAGACGCAACGCAACGGUACCCCUGGCACUCAUUCAGCGAUGCAGGCACUAGCACGAGCGGCGGGGGGGCUCUGGCCGGCGGCGGCCGCGGCCGCGGGGAGGGGGAACUGCGGGCAGGUGCAGCCGUCCCGGGGGAUCGUGGUGCAGGUGAGGGACGGCAACCUUGAGCGCGCGCUCCAGGUGAUGGAGCGCAAGAUGCGGUCCAGCGGCAUCGAGCGGCUCAUCAAGCGCCGGACGGAGCACCACGUCAAGAACUCCGAGAAGCGCGUGCUCGCGCGCAAAGCGCUCAUGGCGCGCGUACGCUCCCAGGAGCUCGGCAAGAGUCUCCGCGAUAUCCUCAUCAAGAAGAUCAGGGGUCAGUAAGGGCAUCUCUCAGUGGGCAGCAUUUUUCAGCAACAUUCGAUGGUACUACAGCAGGGUUACAAUGCUAUUCUUCAUGGGUGCAUCCUGUUGAACAUGUACUCAAUCUUCAUGGUGGAAUUUAGUAAUUUGUCUGUUUAGAGCAGCAUUGAUAAAUAAUACUCACCUGCGUGCCAAGAAUCUUUUCAUGUCUUGGAUCACAGACAAGUUUGUGAUAAUUCGUUGAGGAAUUUUUAUGGUA